AUGGCUCCCUUCGGAGAGACGAUUGCUGUGAUCGACAAGUCUGGAAAGGUUGUUAGCACGAGCAAGCAUCUCUUUGGGGUCUUCAAAGAAGCCAGAUCUGCUUAUCGAGCUCGAAAGACGGAUAUCCAGGCCGAACACCGCGCUAAACAGGCUGAGAGGGAGGCCCGCCGGGCGCUGGAAAACUUCAAUCUUCAUGAUAGCCGGUCCACAGCCUCGGGCAGGAGACACCCGUCAAGGUCGAAGUCCGUAGUUCGACAUGGCGACCAGUCCAGUCGUCAUCAUAGACACACACAGAGGUCCUACGAGCAGGACUUACAUUCGGUGGCCUCCUCGCGUCGUUCUCGGCAUGGACAUGGGGAGCUUGCGCGGCGCCACACGUCUGCCGAGAUUGCCAUCGAUCAACCGCCCCAUUUAAAACCGGCAGAUCGUUCGCAGUCUGAGCCGCAUAUUGAUAUGAACUUGGCAUACGGCGAAUUCCAUCCUUCAGCUCUCGAGCGACUUCAACCUCCUGCCCCCGAAGGAGAGCUGGAUGGCCUCGUGGGCAAGGUAAAAGGCCUUCUAGUCGAGGUAGACUGCGCUCAGCAUUCCGCUGCGGCUACAAUUGCCCACUUACAAAAACACCCGGAUGCCAUGGCUGCUGUUGCUCUUACACUAGCGGAAAUCAGCAACCUUAUCAAGAAGUUCGCCCCAACAGCGCUCGUGGCAUUGCGUAACAGCGCUCCAGCUGUUUUCGCUCUUCUCGCUAGUCCGCAGUUUAUGAUCGCCGCCGGUGUUGGGCUUGGCGUGACAGUAGUGAUGUUCGGCGGUUACAAGAUCGUAAAACACAUCACUGCUGCAAAGGAGGCCAACGCCAUCCAGGAACCACAGCCGGAAAUGGACGAAAUGUUGGAAAUUGACGCUUCUCUGAGUCGUAUCGAGACAUGGAGGCGUGGCGUGGCCGAGUCUGAAGCAGAAAGCUGCGGUACUUCCGUUGAUGGAGAGUUUAUCACGCCCACUGCCGCAGCCAUGUCUCGUUUGCAUCUUCCACAGCGGGUCGCUGAUUUGCGCGAACCGGCGGCUCCCACUGAAGUGUCGUCAAGUUACUCCCGACAUUCGAGGAGCUCUCGAACCUCGAGGCGAUCGAAGGGUUCCAGAAGCGGUGGAGACAAAGAUAAGAAGAAGGGAAAAGAGAAGAAAAAGACAUCUACCCAACUCAAACUUUUGUUUAAGAAGUUCUAA
Messenger RNA from Uncinocarpus reesii 1704, 1218 nucleotides. RefSeq lists its product as uncharacterized. The record is from RefSeq and is a predicted model, not a curated record. Lineage: Eukaryota; Fungi; Ascomycota; Eurotiomycetes; Onygenales; Onygenaceae. The coding region runs from base 1 to 1218 and encodes 405 amino acids. The transcript is spliced from 2 exons.